This is a messenger RNA of Epinephelus fuscoguttatus (brown-marbled grouper), 4582 nucleotides long. RefSeq names its product crumbs cell polarity complex component 1 (gene crb1). NCBI's taxonomy places the organism in Eukaryota, Metazoa, Chordata, Actinopteri, Perciformes, Serranidae. The coding region runs from base 204 to 4169 and encodes 1321 amino acids. The record is from RefSeq and is a predicted model, not a curated record. The transcript has 13 exons. Gene Ontology annotation, biological process: establishment or maintenance of epithelial cell apical/basal polarity; heterophilic cell-cell adhesion. Gene Ontology annotation, cellular component: protein-containing complex; plasma membrane. Gene Ontology annotation, molecular function: calcium ion binding.
AGCCUGUUGGACGCCUCGCGAUGGUCUUUUCUUGUCUCAUGUGUGAUGGGGGCUCUUGAUGGUGCUCCAUCAGGAGGAGAAGUGUGCAUCAAGUGGAUCUGGAUUUGACAACAGAUGAGUCGCGGUAGGCAGAGGCAGGAGUAGAGAGCUUCGUGUACGACAAGACUUCAACACGACGAUCAGAAUGAUUCCCCGUCACUAUAAUGGAUUUAACUCGCUAUCACACUUUUGAAUUACUUGCAUGCACAGUUCUCAUCUCAUCACUGUUGGUGAUAGAUGGUGCAUCUCCUGACAAACUGCCUUCACCGGUGGACCAGUGCUCUCCAAACCCCUGCCAAAACAGGGCGAUAUGCCGAACCCGCGGGGACAGCUACUCGUGCUUCUGUGUGCCGGGGUUCCAAGGUGCUCACUGCCAGAUUGAUGUGAAUGAGUGUGCUUCACAGCCCUGCAGGAACGGGGCCACAUGUGUGGACAAAGUGGGCAGGUUCUCCUGUCUGUGUUCUCCUGGGUACACUGGGGCCACUUGUGAGGUCCUGAUUGACGAGUGUCAAUCACAGCCAUGUCUCAGUGGCGGCAGUUGCCAUGGCUACGUCGGCGGCUUCACUUGCACCUGCCUGCCCGGUUACCAAGGACACCGAUGCGAAAUCAACAUUGACGAGUGCCAAGAGCAGCCAUGCCAGAAUGGGGCUCUGUGUAUAGAUGGGGUGAAUGACUACAGCUGUGACUGCUCUCACACAGCCUUCACUGGCAGACACUGUGAGACACCACUACCACCAUGCCACUCUGAACCAUGCUUCAACAGCGCCAUCUGCAAGGACAACCAGGGUAACUACAGCUGUGAAUGCUGGCCAGGGUUUGAGGGGCGUCAGUGUGAAAUUGACAUCAAUGAGUGUGGCAGCAACCCCUGCAUGCAUGGAGGCAGCUGCAUUGAGAGAUCAUGGCCCAAUCUGUAUGGCAUCGAGCCUGUGCUGCCUGAACACUAUGACCCGCAGAAUGCUGCAGGCUACAUCUGCAACUGUGUUGGAGCUACAGGUUCCCUCUGCCAGGAGGUGAUAGACCAGUGUGACCCCAGUCCCUGCCAGAAUGGAGGCAGGUGUGAGAGCCACAUUGGAGGCUAUACUUGCCACUGUCACAAACAGAGUCAGGAUGGCGUCCUCUAUGGAGGUGUAAACUGUGAUGUGAGGCUAGUGGGCUGUGAGGGGCAUGAAUGCCAGAACCAAGGCUCCUGCUAUCCAUUCCUGUUGGAUCGGACUCAUGGAUACACCUGUUCCUGUGUACCUGGGCACACUGGACCCCUCUGUACGACCCCCACCACCUUCUCCUUUGAACGGAGAGGCUACCUGCUGCUGCAGAGUCCCCUGGUGGAUGCUGCAGUGUCCUGCAACAUCACUCUCAGCUUCAAGACUAUUCUGCCCAGAGCGUUGCUGUUCCAGCGGAACAGCAGGGGGCUGCUGCUGAGCCUGGAGCUGGACGAAGGGCGGCUUCGUCUCAUGCUGAGGAAGGAGGCCUCUGCUGGGCCUGAAGCAGAAAGCCCAAGCCAGGUCCUGGAGCUACCACACAAUGUCACAGAUGGAGAGUGGCAUUCUGUAGAGGCUGUGCUCGGAAACUGGGUGCUCAGUCUGACACUCUUGGAUGAUGCUGGAAGCUGUGGGAGCCAGUCGUGCCACACUGUGGCCCCAGUCCAAAGCACCCUGGCCAGGCUGGUGUCACCUCCUCAGAACACUUACAUUGGAGGAGUGCUUCAGGACUCAAAUGGCCACAGCGAGGACUCUCCAGUUCCAGCAUUUAUUGGCUGCAUGCGGGAUGUGUUUGUGGACUGGCAGCUCAUCGUCCCUGAGGAAUGGCUGAGUGACUCUGCUGUGAAUGUGUCCCCUGGCUGCAGCCACAGGGACCACUGCCUGGACGUGCCUUGCCAAAACAGAGGACAGUGUGUCAACCUGUGGCAGAGCUACCAGUGCCGAUGUCCGAGGCCUUAUAAGGGGCAGGAUUGCGAGGAGGAACAUGUGCCUGCACGCUUUGGGAACGAGGACUCUCAGAGUUAUGCAGCAUUCACUGUCACCGACCAUCUGGGUCACAACCUGUCCAUCUCCCUCUUCCUGCGGACACGGAGGCCCAAUGGACUCCUCCUGGCGCUGGCCAGCAACAGCAGCAGCCCUUACCUGCACAUGUGGCUGGAGGACGGCAGGGUCGCAGUUCAGCUGGAUAACUCUGAGAGCCUAAAGGCUGAGAGUGCGAUCGAUGACGGGGAAGUCCAUUUUGUGAGUGUAGAGGUGGCGGAGGGUCGUAUGGCGCUGUAUGUAGCAGCUCAGGAACAGGGUGAUGUGGAAGUCAGGACAGUCGAUGUCCAAGCUGGAGAUACUGUGUAUGUGGGAAGUCUGUUGGACACGGCCUCAGAGUUUGGUGGAUAUUUUAAAGGCUGUAUCCAGGACCUGAGGAUCAACGACAGGAGGCUGCAGUUCUUUGGGACAGACACCUUAGUGAAAUAUUAUCCUCUGGUGUUCAUGGAAAACGUGACAGCUGGAUGCUCUGGGGACGACGCCUGCAGUAGAAACCCUUGUCUAAACGGCGGGAUGUGCUAUUCCAUGUGGGACGACUUCACCUGCACCUGCCCUCCCAGCACAGCAGGGCGGCGCUGUGAAGAGGUCAGGUGGUGUGAGCUGUCACCUUGCCCCAUGGACUCAGAGUGCAGGAUGCUGAACCAGGGAUAUGAAUGCUACUCCAAUGCAACGUUCCUGAAUGACAGCACCGUGCUGUCCUACCGGGGCAACGGACACAUUACCCGUAAUCUAACCAACCUCUCCCUAAACCUACGCACACGAAAGCGCAACACAGCUAUACUCCAUGCAGAGAAUGGCUCGGCAUUCGUCAUACUCUCCGUCCAGGAUGGUUUCCUCUUCAUGGAGCUCCAGAGCACCACUGUAGACAACAGAGAGGAGGAGGAAGGAGAGACAGGUGCGUCCACAGUCAGUCUCAGCAGCAGGAGGAGUGUUAGUGAUGGUGAGUGGCACAGCAUCCACCUGUUUAUGUCAGCGCCGUGGGCAGAAACUUCCCGGUGGACUCUGGUGGUGGAUGAAGAAAUAGAGGAAGCCAGCACUUCCAGUAGCCAAGGAGGCAACCUUAACUUCCUCAGGCAGGGGGUGGACAUCUUCUUAGGGGGCCUGGCCCCUGAUGCUGGGUGGUCCCUGACUGGGUGCCUGGGCACAGUAGAGGUGGGUGGCAUUGCCCUGCCUUACUUCAGCUCCUCUGAUGUGAACCUGCCCCGCCUGCAGAAGGAGCAGUUCAUCCAGACAUCGCUGCAGCCACCGAUCCUCGGCUGCAGCGGGGCGUCCGUGUGUGAGCCCAACCCCUGCCUGAACGGAGGGGAGUGCCAGGACCUCUUCAACACCUACAACUGUAGCUGUGCAGCAGGGUGGGCAGGGAGACGCUGCGGCUUCUUCACCAACACCUGCGCCUCUAGUCCCUGCGUUCACGGCAACUGCAGCGUGAAAGGGCUGACCUACGAGUGCACCUGUGAGUUUGGCUACGCAGGUGUGGACUGUGAUGAGGAGGUGGAUAUGUGUGAAAACCACCUGUGUGCCCACGGAGGCACCUGUCUGCACGGGCCGGACAGGUACGCCUGCCUCUGCCCUGAGAACUACACUGGACCCCUUUGCAAUGAGCGCAUUGAAGAGAUUCCAUGGUACAUUGUUGUCAGAAAUGUACGGCCCAAGCUGCCUGUUUCUGUGUGCGGCGAUGACACAAGAAACUACACCUGCUUCAAUGGAGGCAACUGCACUGACCGAGAGCUGUCCUGUGACUGUCCACCUGGCUUCAUUGGACACCGGUGUGAGCAGGAGGUGGACGAGUGCAAGUCUAACCCCUGUCUAAAUGGAGGCUACUGCCGCAACCUCAUCAACAAGUUUGUGUGCGUGUGCGACAUGAGCUACGCUGGAGACACGUGCCAGACGGACUUGACCUCUGAGGGUUUGACCUCUGACCUCCUACUAUCCAUCAGUCUGGUGUCUGUCAUCCUGCUGCUGGUUCUCAUCCUUACCUCCGUCAGCCUGGUGGUGGCGCUAAAUCGCCGUGCCACCCACGGCACCUACAGUCCGAGCCGGCAGGAGAAGGAGGGAUCCCGGGUGGAGAUGUGGAGCAUCACUCAGCCUCCACCUAUGGAGAGACUCAUAUGAGAAGACUGUGUUUACAUGCAGGGUGGAACGUGGUUACUGUAGCGAUGACGGAGCUGAUGUUAGAAACACACCUUAUAAUGGAUGUGUAACUUCUGCAGCCUGCAUGUAAACAUAGUCUUCUCUUCACAAUAACUUCCUUUGACAUUACAGCAGUCUUUCCUCACAUGCUGAAAGACUCUAUGAGAUCUUGUGACACCAUUUUUGUGUAAUCAUACAUCCCAGUGCUUCAUCCAUCUUCCUGCGAUGUUUUGCACCUGGCUUCAGCACCCAGCAGUACAUCCAUCUGCAUGCAAAGAUUUGAGUUCAGAACAUAUUGAGUCUGUCACAUCUUUGUGUCUGAUCCAUAUCUUUUAGGAUUGAUGGACCUGGUGAGCACUCGAAAAGAAAAUCUGAUCAGAAUUAGGGACGCACAA